AUGGGCUAUGUAGAGGCUGGGGGCUGUGUAGAGGCUGGGGGGCUGUGUAGAGGCUGGGGCUGUGUAGAGGCGGGGGCAGGUGGUCCUGAAGAUGAUCAACAUUACCAGGAGGAGGGUCAGGGCAGUGAGGUGGUUCAGGGUGUACUACUGGGCCUGGUAGUGGAGGACAGGUUAGAGAUCACCAACUGUUUCCCCUUCCCUCAACACACCGAGGACGACGCCGACUUUGAUGAAGUCCAGUAUCAGAUGGAGAUGAUGCGGUCUCUCCGUCAUGUCAACAUUGACCAUCUUCAUGUGGGCUGGUACCAAUCAACCUAUUAUGGAUCAUUUGUCAGCCGGGCCCUGCUGGACUCUCAGUUCAGUUACCAGCACGCCAUCGAGGAGUCUGUCGUGCUCAUCUACGGUAAGUCAUCCGUCUGAGACGCGCACACACAC
Molecule: messenger RNA, 435 nt
Organism: Oncorhynchus nerka (sockeye salmon)
Lineage: Eukaryota; Metazoa; Chordata; Actinopteri; Salmoniformes; Salmonidae
Product: eukaryotic translation initiation factor 3 subunit H-like
Exons: 3
Coding region: 1-420 (139 amino acids)
Cellular component (GO): eukaryotic translation initiation factor 3 complex; eukaryotic 43S preinitiation complex; cytosol
Molecular function (GO): protein binding; translation initiation factor activity; metallopeptidase activity
Source: RefSeq, a predicted model, not a curated record